CACUAAACUUAGUCCCGAAGCCCACUCCGCGCGGUCCGCCCGUUUCCCUCCAUUUUGUACAUAUUUUUAUUUUUUAAUCAUAAGUUCAGAAACUGCAUGGUGUUUUGUUUUUAAUUUUGGUGUUAUUUUUUUAAUCGAGCGGGAAACGAAGUGCAGUGCAACUCGAUUUGAUUCGAAAGUUCGGAAUUUAAAAUUGUGUUUCGGGUGACGAUAACCGACAUAAUUUAGCGAUUGGAUGUUAUUAAAGGAUUCUUAUUGUCAAGAAUCCUGAACGCACCCGACAGCGAAUCGAACGAACGAAGUAGCGACGCAACAAGGCGUAGGACCGCGGGCGGACGGGCCCGACAACGACUGGUGACGUCACAAGAAGGCGGCCACCGACUCUUCGACCUCCAGCGUGACAGCGGGAGACGAGCACCGGCGCACGGUGGACGACGCCUUCCUCAACAAGAUGAAGAGCCUCGUGGAGCGCCUGCGCGCCGACAACCACACCCUGAAGACUUCCCUCGACGUCGAGCGGAGCGGCGUCAGGGCACUGAAGGCCCAGCACGAAGCCGCAAUCAGAAACCUCAAGACUGAAUACAGAAAGAAGGAAGAGUUCCUAGAGAAACAGCUGCGAAUGAUCAUGCUGCCGGACAAGCAUAAUGAUGAGGCGCCGGCGAAUAAGCUCGUGGAAUUGAAAAGGCUUUCCACUGAGAUUCAGUCGUUGAAGGCGGCUAAUAGAGGUCUUCAAGAGAAACUCAAGGUGGCGGCGGCGGCAGAAAGCGCUCGAGCGGCGGAGCUGCGCGCGCAGGCCGCGAGGCACGCAGCGCUCGAGCUGGCUGCCCAUAGAGACGCUAGAGCACAGUGCCAUAAACUGCUGGAGGAAAUCAAAUCGAAGGAGCGACAGAUAAUACAUCUGCAACGGGAGGCGGCGCGGCCACCACCUCGCGAUGAUCAGGCACAGAGGAUGGACCUCAGAUCUUCCGAGCUCAACAAGAAAAUACGUCCUGAUCAGGGGAAGGAGAAAAGCAAUCGAGAAGAUUUGAAAACAGACAUCCAACACAGAAAAGAGACCUUCUAUCGGGGGGCGCCGCCGUCGGAGUGCGACUCGGCGGUGUGGUCCGCGCCGCCCUCGCUGUCGCCGCAGCCCGCCGACAUGUGGUCGUGCACCCAAUGCCGCGCGGCAGAGGCGCGCGCGGGCGCGGCGGCUCGCGAGGCGGCCCGGCUCGGCGACGCGUUGCGAGACGCACGGGACCAGCUCGAGCUCAUGGAGUUCAGGAUACUGGAGCUGGAGGAUGCACAGCCGGACAAGAUCGCGCGCGACAACCUGACCGACUCGGACUCGGGCUGCGUGUCUCCCGGCUCGCGCAUCAAGGACUCCGCCUCGCCGGAGCUGAAGCGCAGCGACUCCGGCUACAAGUCGCCCCCCGCCAGCCCCGCGCCCCGCCGCGCCAUGCACCACCCCGCUCACGACGAGUUUAAAGACGAAUUCGCGAAGGCGCAAGUCCUCGCUGAUAUCCUCGACCGGAACUCUGACACCAGUGAUUCGCUUCGUAGUAACCCUGUGAAGGAGCAUUUGGAGCAGAUGAUACUGAAUGCGGGGUCGGCGGAGGAUAGGAGUUGUUUGGAGCAGGUGCUGAUGCUACUGUAUAACUACCAGGCGCUCAGCAGCUCGGUCAGCGAGGAGGAGUUUCAGAUAAAACCGAAGAGAUUGUGCGAUCUGAAAUCGAAAAUCGACUCUGAAAUCCCAUCGCUGAAGACUCACAAAGCGAUAGCGACAGUGUCCCCAUACUCACAGCAACAGAAGGGGUACAAAUGCGAGUCUCUAGAGAGUCUCAGCGAUGAAAGGAAACCAACCAACGUGCUGCAAGAGAGCGGCAUAUUCGAAGACGCAGAAACAGAAUCCAUAGGCACACAGACAGACAUCAACGAGAGCUUUGAAUGUACCGGUGAACUGAACACCGAGAUACAGCGACUGAAUAGUAUAAGAGAGAAGUUAGAGAGACAAGGGAGAAAUAGGAGCCUAGGGUCUAAAGACGAGGCUGAUGGUCUCGAGUGUCGGUGCGUGAAGUUGGGGAAGAAACACAAGCAGUAUUACGAGAGGAGGCUGAAGUUCCUGGAGGGAAAGAUCUCCAUCUACGAGGCCGCGCAGGACGUGAAGAAAGCUAAGCUGGCUGAGCGGCUGCAACACGAGUUUGUUUUAGAGAAUAGGAUUCAGGAGCUGGAAUCGCAACUAGCAGAGCUGCAGGACAAGUACGAGCGGCUCGAGGAGGAGUGCUGCGAGCUGGAGGAGAUCGAGAACGACACGCGGCUGCACUGGCAGCAGCUGGAGAUGGACUACGAGCUGUGCACGUCGCAGCUGCGCGACCUCACGGAGCAGCGCGAGUGUUCGCGCGCGCACGCCGAGCGGGUCAUCGGGGAGCUCACGGAGAAUGAGGGCAAGCUGAGGGCUAGAGAGCGCGAGUUGCAGUCAACACUAAGCCGCCUGGAGCGCGCGGUGCCGGCGCUCAUCGCAUGGAACGUAGUACAAGUGCUGGGAGCCAGCGUGCCCACGGGCGGGAAGCGUGCACUGAUGGAUCGUAUCGGUGGCACAUUGAACGAGAAGGCAAGAUCUAUCGUCCCCUCGAAGAAAGACUACGAGUGUCGUAAUGUCAUCAUCACCGAUGUUACCGAUGGCCCAAGUCCUUUAGAGAAAGAACAUCUUAAGCUCUUGGAAGAAAAGAAAAAGGUAGAAGAGAAAGCUGAAGAAGUUAAACAGAAGUUGCAGGAAAAGAUCGAUGUAUUGCAGGAUGAGGUCGAAUCUCUUAGAAGAAAGCUCGCCACCGCUGACAUGGUAUCCCAGAGGAAGGAAGCUGAAAUUGAAGUUAAGCUGAAGGAAUUGGAAGACAAAAUGCGGAAACUAAAGGAGAAUGAAAAGGUGCCAGUAGACCCGCUAACGAUACACAGACUGCAGACGCUACAGCAGAACGAACAAGAGCUACUUACCAGGAUCGCAGAACUCGAGCGGAGAGAGGCGGCGUAUCUGGAGAUGUUGACGCAAGCCGAUGACAUGUGGGCAGAGAUGGAGGGCGGGUACAAGAAGAAGAUUGAGGAGUCGCAGCAGACUGAGAAGACGUUGAUGAACAAGGUUGUAAAACUGUCCGAAGAGAAGGACGAAAUAAAAUCAAUCAUCGAUCCACUGAAAAAGAAAAUCAAGGAGACGGAAUCAUCAGAGUCGGCCCUGCGAGUGGCUCUAGAGAAGGCGGAGAGAGACGCGACAAUGCUCAAAGUUCAAAACUCAAGUCUAGCUGGCAUGUAUGAGAAAGCUACCACCGAGAUCAGAAAGUCAGAGACAGAGUUGCGGUCCCUUGAUACUAGAUUUAAGACUGAACUGGAUCAACUUCGUAAAGUAAACAAACAGUUGAUAGAGGACCUGAAAAUUCACAAAGAGUCAUCGAAAUCCAUGGAAAAGGGUUUCGUUGGUGAUUUAGAUACUAUCCGAAAGGAACUCAGCAGAAGUUACAAAAACAGUCAAGAGUUGGAAACUACCAACAGUGAAUUGAAGGAGGAGGUGGAAUCUCUGGAAAAGCAACUUUCGUUGACGCAGAAGGCGUUGUCUCAAUGCAAGCGAAGGUGCGACGAUAAGAUCAAGACUUUGAGUCACGAGUUGUCGAUAAAGACGGAAGAGUUAGAAGAGUUGAGGAGUGAGACGAUGCGGCAGUCUCUGCAAGCGUCAAGAAUAGAUCUGAAGCCAGACAGGACGGAGUACAUCGACGAGGGAUACACGAUAUGCACAGCGGUACCCAAGAAGGCAGACUACGGGAGAAUGCACCACAGCAUGGGCUAUCUCAGCUCCGACGCCCGCUGCUCUUGCCCAUCAAUGAGGAGUCAUCUAGUCGGGCAACUGAUCGAGGACUUAUUCGACCGAAUCCACAACACAGUCGACGACGACCUCACAAGGCUCUGCAAGGAUAUAGUCCCGUCCAAUGGGAAAGUAGAAGUAACAGCGGAAACCAAAGCGAAAAUAACAAAUUACCUCUUAAUGGCGAUAUCGAAGGAGCUGGUCAGGUCGAUAGGGGACGCCGAUGCCAAAACAGACUCGGAGGACUGGCAACGUGCGGUGUCUUCCAUAACGUUCCCCAACUAUACCUCCGAGGGGCGUGGCGACUUCGCCUCGCUGCGAUUGGAGGGCAACGCGGGCGUGUUGAACGGCGCGUCGCGAUUGGCCAGCGUGAGCUGCGCCUGCGCCGCCGCCCGGCUCUGCGCCUCCGUGCCCGAGCUGGCUGACUAUGUCAAGAACUGUCAAGAGGAAGUUUUAGAUCACAGUGAUGUUAAAAUCAUGGAGGAGCAGCUAGCGAACGCGAUAGAAAGUAUAGUUAAUUGUCCAUCUUGUGCGUUGGGCACAAAUGCGAUAGUUUGGAGCACGGAUGUUUGAAUCAGCCAUUCGUUUUAUUUAAUGUGUUUUAACCACCACCGACCUCACCCUGGUGCCUUGUUCUAGUGUAGCCAGUUUAUAAUAACGACUGUAAAUAUACGAUUAAUGUGUAAAUGAUACUCUUAAUACCUACGUAGUAAGAUCAAAUAUCGAACAACUUGUAACGUUCUUUAUAAUCUAAGCGUACCGUUUUGUUUUGAAUGUAUCUAUUAUCUAUCAAUUUUCCGUGCCAAUAAUGUUUUACUUAAUAGAUUUGUUGUAAAUAAUUGACUUUUUCGAUAAAUUAUAACGAUUUUGAUUAAUUUUUAGAAUUAUUUCUAAUCGACAUUCACAAAUUAGCGAUGGUAUGUUUAUUUUCAUUCUUGUCUAUUUCGAUGGCGUAAUUUAACGAUAAAUAUACAAUUUAUUUAAAUAA
Messenger RNA from Plutella xylostella (diamondback moth), 4811 nucleotides. The record is from RefSeq and is a predicted model, not a curated record. NCBI's taxonomy places the organism in Eukaryota, Metazoa, Arthropoda, Insecta, Lepidoptera, Plutellidae.